Triticum dicoccoides is the source of this 672-nucleotide messenger RNA. Its product is annotated as histone H2B.11-like. Bases 76 to 525 code for a protein of 149 amino acids. Gene Ontology annotation, molecular function: structural constituent of chromatin; DNA binding; protein heterodimerization activity. Lineage: Eukaryota; Viridiplantae; Streptophyta; Magnoliopsida; Poales; Poaceae. Gene Ontology annotation, cellular component: nucleosome. The transcript has a single exon. The record is from RefSeq and is a predicted model, not a curated record.
AAGGCACCACCAGCGCUCUCCGAUCAUCCUCCUCCUCCUCCCCGCCGCAACCAGCCACCUCUCGAUCCGUCCGCGAUGGCGCCCAAGGCGGAGAAGAAGCCCGCGGAGAAGAAGCCGGCGGAGGAGAAGGCGGAGAAGGCCCCCAAGGGGGAGAAGAAGCCCAAGGCGGAGAAGCGGCUGCCGGCGGCCAAGGAGGGCGGCGGCGGCGGCGGCUCGGACAAGAAGACCAAGAAGAAGGCCAAGAAGAGCGUGGAGACGUACAAGAUCUACAUCUUCAAGGUGCUCAAGCAGGUGCACCCCGACAUCGGCAUCUCCUCCAAGGCCAUGUCCAUCAUGAACUCCUUCAUCAACGACAUCUUCGAGAAGCUCGCGCAGGAGGCCGCCAAGCUCGCCAGGUACAACAAGAAGCCCACCAUCACCUCCCGCGAGAUCCAGACCUCCGUGCGCCUCGUCCUCCCCGGCGAACUCGCCAAGCACGCCGUCUCCGAGGGCACCAAGGCCGUCACCAAGUUCACCUCCUCCUAGGCGCUUCGUCCCCCGCCUUCUCUCGGCUCGUCGUGUUUGAUGAUCGUCCUGGGCCCAGUGAUCGAGGCUCGUAGUUUGUAAUUGUUUUCUUUUGUUACAAUGAACAAUGGAUGAAUGGAAUCGCUACGGAUUGGUUGCAAUAUUUCG